CAGGAUGAUUUCUGCACAGGAACUACUGAACUCCACAGGCCCAGAACACACCAGCCUCACAACUCCUCACAACUCCCCAGCCUUAAUGUGUGUAGGCAGGACAAGGAGAACACCGAUUCAAUCCAGAAGAAGAGGAAAAAGAAGAGGCUAAAUGAGAAGGGAACCCAGGUUGAACUAGGCAUGCGGGAGGAUAUCCAUGACCUUGACCUCGCCCAUUGGAGAUUGGCUAGAGAGACAUGGAGAACUGAGCGAGGAAACAUGAGGGAGAUUAAGGCGCUGUAUGGAGAAAUAUUUAGGCUGCACCAACUCUUGGAGGAGAUUGGGGUGGAUAAAGGGGUGAUCAAGCAGCGCUCCACCUCUUCCAUUAUUUGUCCCGUCUCCCCGACACUGCCAGCUUUCCCCUGGUACAACCACCACAGGUACCUCGCCAACAGCCAAUCGGAGCCUGACCAGCAUGCUGCCGGCACCCAGAAGGACCCACCUAAGAAACACUCAAUCUUUCCCCCUCUGGACACACAGAGCUGCACCUCCCCUGAUAAAUGGCCUCAUUCUCCGUCCAAGACGUCACACCCACACGCUUCACACCGAUUUGCUGUCCCAUCCCACCUCCUGGCUCCCGGCCAUCCUGCCCGGAUGAGACAGACCCAUCCGCAGGUCCACCCCAGGUCCCCAUUGACUGGCCAGGCAAAGGUCAAGGAUGAGGUUAAGAGGCAAGAGACUGCAUCGUCUGAGGAAUUGUCUGAGGAAGUUCAACGGAGAGGAGCAGAAAUUGCAAGCAUGUAUAAAGCACAGCUGAAAGAGAGGAUGGCCCAAAAGAGAAAGGAAGAGAUUCUGAAGAAAAUGGCAAACAGCGAUGACAAGAACGAUGACAGUGAGGCCUCCUGCUCCUCUGCAGUAAAACAAUCUAAUAUCCCUGCCACAGCCCCCGAGCGCCCGGACAGCCCAGAGGCCACGCCAGUGGCCGCCCGAGAGGACACUCAGGGGGACACCCAGCAGGACCUGGCAGAGGUUGUGAAUGUGCUCAAGAGGCAAUCAUCUGAUCUAUACCUGCCUGACGAUGUUUGUGAGGAGUCACUCACAUGGAAAUCCAUUUACGAGGAGCUGUGCCCGCUCGCUCACAGAGUGAACACAGAAGCUGACUACAUCAAGGCGCUUCGCGUCAUCACUGAGAAUGCUGUGACUCCCUCGUGCUCGUCUGAGGAUGACGUGUCUCAGAGUGUGAGUGAGGACACAAGUCAGGAGGGGAGUAGUGAAAGUGAGGAGAGCAUGAGUGGACAACAGCAGAGAUGUCUACACAGGGAUCCUUAUGGUAAGAGGGACAGGAAGGAGAUUGAUAGUGGUAAAAGGGAAGGGAGAUUUGCAACCGCCAAUGCAAUGUCUAUGAUGGCGAGCCGAGGGAUAGAAGAACUUAAUGCCAUGAGCUACGCAGACAGGAUCAAAUAUUUCAAGUAUGAGGCUAAGAGAAAUGAAGAGAUGAUGAAGAUUGAAAGGAGGAAGGAAAAAGCCAGGGACGAAGAGCUCAAAAAGUGGGAAAAGAGACAGAAGAAAUUGAAUGAGGAGGAAAGGAAAAGGACAGAAAAUAUGGAAAAAAACAAGUUAGAGGAGCAGAGGAAAAGGGAGAAGGCAGAGAUGAAACUAAAGAUCGAACAUGAGAAAAAGAGACAAGAGCAAGAGAAAAAGAGGGAGAAAAAAGAAAGAAAGCAGCAGGAGAUGCAACAGAAGGCCCGUGCAAAAGAAGAGAAAAAGAGGGCAGAGGAAGAGAAAAAGAUGGAGAAACAGAGGAUGGAGGAGGAGAGGAACAGGGGAAAGGAGAGAAUGAAGGUGUUGGAGAUGCAGCAAAAGGCACGAAAGAAAGAAGAGAAGAGGAGGAAAGAGGAACAGAAAAGGAGAUUGAAGAUACAACAGGAACAAGAGAAGGAGGAACAGAAAAGGCAGACAAGGAUACGGGACGAGGAUAAGAAGAGAGCAGAGCUUCAAAGAAUAAAAGAUCACGAGGCCAGGUUCAAGAUGGAGAUGGAGAAACUGUAUGAGAGAGAAGAGAGGAAUGCACAGAUUGAAAGAGAAAAGAGGCGUGCGCUGUGUCAGAAAAAAGGACAGACACAGAGAGCAAAACAGGUGGUGGCAUACGAGGUCACAGCGUCUACAUCUGACGCCUCUGUGCGGAGGGAAGAGAGAGAGCAGCGUCCAGAGACCGCUCACGCACAGUCUGCAAAGAGGAGAACAAGGAAGAAGCAGAAGAAAGAGGCGGACGAGGCAUCGACAACUUUUGAGUAGAUGACAAAAGAAAGGGAGCAGACAAAAGAAGAAAUGUACAAGUCAAUGCUCCUAGGUAUGUUGAUACAUGUAAAUAAACAACAGAGUUUUUUUUAAGAGAAAAAAACAAACAAAAAAAUGAGAAAAUAAGUAAAAGGAGGAACAAAUUAUAAGGAAGCCAGGCAUGAGGGUGAAGAGGAGGAAACAUGAGAGAGGAGGAAGAGAGACCAGAGUGGUUUAUCAGGAGG
Molecule: messenger RNA, 2501 nt
Organism: Oncorhynchus mykiss (rainbow trout)
Lineage: Eukaryota; Metazoa; Chordata; Actinopteri; Salmoniformes; Salmonidae
Source: RefSeq, a predicted model, not a curated record